Messenger RNA from Benincasa hispida (wax gourd), 819 nucleotides. The record is from RefSeq and is a predicted model, not a curated record. NCBI's taxonomy places the organism in Eukaryota, Viridiplantae, Streptophyta, Magnoliopsida, Cucurbitales, Cucurbitaceae.
AUGGUCAAGGGAUCGAGGAGUCUAGUUCCUGAGCCUGUGGGACGGAAAAACCUUGAAAUAGGAUGGUGGGUUGUGAAAGCUUCAUGGUAUGGUGAAGGUUCACGUGGAAACCUUGUGAUAAUGCAUGUAGUUGACGAGUCUAGGUUACGGCGUUGGUCAAGGUCUGUCACAAGUCUAGAAAUAGUAUUAAAUGAGAUUGGUUGUCGGGAUAAUGUCUUUCAUGAAGUAAAUCCAACAAUGAACAAAAGGAUAAAUGGUUUGAGGAUGGUGGGAAAAGGCUAUUCAACUCUUCAUAAUCGUUCGUUCAUAAUGCUUUCUGUUUUCUUUGUUGUGAGCCACAACUUGUUUGAAAUAGGGGAGCCCCGAUUGACAUUGGAUUAUUAUGCCAAAACUUGUCCCAAUGUGUUGCAGGUUGUAAGGAAAGAAAUGGAGUAUGCUGUGCUUUCUGAACCAUGCAAUGCAGCUUUUGUUGUCCGAUUGCACUUUCACGACUGCUUUAUUCAGGGGUGCGACGAGUCGGUUCUGCUAGAUGACAACAUAACAUUACAGGGAGAGAAAAAGGCUUCCAUCAACAUACAUUCCUUCAAAGGCUUUAAAAUCAUUGAUAGGAUUAAGAACAACCUUGAAUCAGAAUGUCCUGGAAUUGUUUCUUAUGCAGAUAUAGUCACUAUUGCAGCCAGGGAUACAGUGAUUCUGGUGGGUAGCCCUUACUGGGAUGUUCCUCUUGGAAGAAAGGAUUCCACAAUUGAAAUUUAUGAACUUGCAAACUCAAAUCUUCCCUCUGUCAAUGAGGGACUUCUCAUUGGCACAGAAAUCUAG